Mixia osmundae IAM 14324 is the source of this 1645-nucleotide messenger RNA. RefSeq lists its product as uncharacterized. Gene Ontology annotation, cellular component: transcription factor TFIIF complex. The record is from RefSeq and is a predicted model, not a curated record. Gene Ontology annotation, biological process: transcription by RNA polymerase II; transcription initiation at RNA polymerase II promoter. Bases 446 to 1645 code for a protein of 399 amino acids. The transcript has 7 exons. Lineage: Eukaryota; Fungi; Basidiomycota; Mixiomycetes; Mixiales; Mixiaceae.
GCUCGGUAGAUGGGUUUGGCGCGAAAGUACGUAGAGGGACAUUGGGAUCACUUGGGUUCCUGAGAGCGCUGCGAGUCAAUCGCUGAGCUGAGUGUCAGGCGGACAGCUCUGACCAUGUCUUCAAGGUCCCAUCGCAUGAUCCGCUAGCGACGAGGCCACUCUUGGACCAAUUCAGACACCACACCUCACUGGCGUGACCGACGUCAUCCCUGUUCUGUAGACUCGCUGCAGAAGUACCGGAGACGAGGUAGUUGGUCGUGGACUAGAUUCGAGAGUCAAUCGCUGGUCCUUCCUGAGGGCUGACUCGUCAGACUGACCAUCUACUGAGAGGGGCAGGACAGUCGGACUCGAGCAGCAAUGACAGCAUCGCGCCGAGACUCGAUCAACGACUGCAUCCCACGCCUACCGCCAGCCAGUCACGGGCAGACAGCCCAAGGCCGACAAGAUGUCAUAUGGCUAUGCAGACGAUGAUCUAGACCUGGAAGAUCUGGAGGCAGUCGACACGAGCCCUCAACGACAGUUCAAGGGGAAGGGCAAGGCGACACCACAGAUCAACUCAGGCGAGAUAGUAGAUGCACCUGAUGACGAGGGCGAGGACUUCAGCAUACCCGCUCAUUCUCAAGGAAGCAGCAUCUGGCUCGUCAAGGUGCCUAACUUCUUGCUGGAUCGAUGGUCGAGCAUCACCGACGAGAAUGCCGUCAUCGGCAAUCUCAGGAUCUCCACCGACAGCAAAGGACCGGAUGGCGAACCCAAGAUGGCACUCGUUCUCCCGACCGGUGUCGCAGGCCCGUCAUCACGAGCGAGCGGGGACGAGAUACCUGCAGAGUAUGAGCUCACAAUGACGAACAAGGCGACCAAGAACGCCUACGUCUUUGCGGAAAAGGUGUCUACUCCACAGUCAUUGGUCGCGCCCAAUAGUACCGACGGCGUUCGAGCUGUCCGACGUCAGCAUCAAAAACGUCCUCGCGAACCGACUUACAUUGGCCGCGUCGCACACGAAUGUCAGGCCCGCCCUGAUUUCGAGUCAGACGUCUACCGAGCCAUCAUCCGCAAACGAAUCGAAGUGGCAGAAAAGCCCAAACGAGUCGUUCAGGCACUCAACGAGGACAUGGCUACCUCUAACAGACUGGCCUCGGGUGCUCUGCGACUGAAGCAAUCGCUCAUGACGCCUAGUUUGGUCAAAGCAAGGCCAAAAACAGCGGCUGAUCAGAAGCUGGCUCGCGCGCCUCGAGCAGAAGUCACGGAUCAGAUCAUGGCCCUCUUCUCCACUCACGAAUACUGGUCCUUGCGUAACAUCAAAGAGAGAAUUGCGCAACCCGAUGCCUGGCUGAAGGAGAUCAUGACAGACGUCGCCAUCAUGAACGCAAGCGGGCCUUAUGCAGGUCUCUACUCGCUCGCUCCUGCCUUCAAGUCACUCGCAGCCGCCAAAGCAGUCCAAGAGGCACCCGGUGGUCGCUCAGCCCCUCUGCCGACUGCAGGACCGGCACAUGGCUCACUGAAAGACGAAGAUCUGUCCGACGACGAGAUGGAAGCUGUCUCAUACAUUGGUCAUGACAGCGGCUCCGCGAGCAAGCCAAAGUACAGCAAAAGUCGUCACGAUAGCAUGAUUCUGCAACAUCUGAUUCGUCCAAUGAACUUGCGUUGA